Racocetra fulgida is the source of this 213-nucleotide messenger RNA. The record is from the annotation of a GenBank genome assembly. NCBI's taxonomy places the organism in Eukaryota, Fungi, Glomeromycota, Glomeromycetes, Diversisporales, Gigasporaceae.
CAAAAAGUAAUAAAGAAAAGCAAAAGAAAAUUGGUGAAAAAGGAGCAAAAAAGGAAGUUGGUAAAGAAGGAGCAGAAAAAGAAGCAGAAAUUAAUAAAGAAAUGCAAAAAGAAGUUGAUAAAAAAAAGCAGAAGAAAGUUGGUAAAGAAGAAGCAGAAAUUAAUAAAGAAAUGCAAAAAGAAGUUAAUAAAGGAAAGCAGAAGGAAAUUGUUG